Priceomyces carsonii is the source of this 960-nucleotide messenger RNA. RefSeq names its product GTP cyclohydrolase II (gene RIB1). Gene Ontology annotation, molecular function: GTP cyclohydrolase II activity. The transcript has a single exon. Lineage: Eukaryota; Fungi; Ascomycota; Pichiomycetes; Serinales; Debaryomycetaceae. The record is from RefSeq and is a predicted model, not a curated record. The coding region runs from base 1 to 960 and encodes 319 amino acids. Gene Ontology annotation, biological process: riboflavin biosynthetic process.
AUGGCUAUAGAACAUCCAGCUCCAAUAAAGGAUGACAUAGAUUUCAACCAUUUGCCCUUACUUUCGCCGACUUUGACCCCAUCGACAAGUACUUCGAUUCCACAAACACCCCCAAUAGUUUCUGAAAAGGCUAGGGAAAAGUUGCCGGAAUUACCUGUUGUGAAGUGCAUUGCAAGGGCGAGAAUCCCGACGACCCAAGGGCCAGAGAUAUUUUUGCAUCUCUAUGAGAAUAACAUCGACAGCAAGGAGCAUUUAGCUAUUGUUUUUGGAGAGGAUAUAAGAUCAAAGUCGUUGUUUGCACGGCGACCAAAUGAGACCCAGCAGGACAGGAUGACCAGAGGUGCGUACGUGGGGAAGCUCUUCCCAGGAAGAACUCUAGCCGAUAGUGAUGGUCAGAAUACUUUACGAUUUGAUGAACAAGGGAAUCUUAUUAUAGAACCCAAAACUAGUUUUUGUGACUCUUGUUUAGUAAGAAUCCACUCUGAAUGUUAUACAGGCGAGACAGCAUGGUCUGCUCGUUGUGAUUGUGGAGAGCAGUUUGACGAGGCGGGAAGAAUAAUGGGGGAAGUUGGUCAUGGCUGUAUCGUUUACUUAAGACAAGAAGGAAGAGGCAUUGGUUUGGGUGAGAAGUUGAAAGCAUAUAACUUGCAGGACUUGGGUGCUGAUACGGUUCAGGCCAAUCUUAUGUUAAGGCAUCCUGCUGAUGGCAGGUCUUUCUCGUUAGCCACUGCUAUUUUAGUUGAUUUAGGUCUCACACAUGUCAAUUUGCUUACAAAUAACCCUGAUAAGAUUGCUGCAGUAGAGGGUAAACAUAGAGAAGUGAAGGUCAUAGAGAGAGUCCCCAUGAUCCCAUUGGCUUGGACCACAGAGAAUGGUAUCAAAUCGAAAGAAAUUGAAGGCUAUUUGCGCACCAAAGUCGAGAGAAUGGGCCACUUACUUGAAAAGCCUAUUACGAUAUAA